This is a messenger RNA of Aspergillus aculeatinus CBS 121060, 840 nucleotides long. RefSeq names its product MBL fold metallo-hydrolase. The coding region runs from base 1 to 795 and encodes 264 amino acids. The record is from RefSeq and is a predicted model, not a curated record. The transcript has 2 exons. NCBI's taxonomy places the organism in Eukaryota, Fungi, Ascomycota, Eurotiomycetes, Eurotiales, Aspergillaceae.
AUGGGCGGCGAUAUGCGAGUUGACAAGUGUGUUGAGGAUAUCCUGAAGGAGCAUGGCGCGGCGCUCAACACCGUUGACGCCAUUAUCUGGAGUCACGCACACAUCGAUCACGUCGGACGACCCUCCCGUUUCCCCUCCCGUACUAAACCGGUUGUUGGACCCGGAAUCAAGGAGGCCUUCUACCCCGGUCGGCCCGCCGUAAAGGAAGCUCCUGUUGCGGCACGCGAGUUCCUCGGUCGGAAAGUGGAAGGACUUACACCGUCGCAGUUCAACCUGGAGAUCGGAGGCCUCAAAGCGCUCGACUACUUCGGCGAUGGCAGUUUCUAUCUCCUCUCCGCGCCAGGACACGCCCUCGGUCACCUGAACGCCCUGUGCCGCACCACAGAGGACACCUUCUUCUAUUUCGCAGGGGACAGCGUCGACCAGCUUUCGGUACUGCAGACAUCUUCACCCUCUGACCCUUCCGUAUAUGUGCACGCGCUGAGUCGCAGUUGCCCUGGUGCCGCGCUCCACGCAAGGGCAAAUCGUCCCAAGUCAGAACAUCCCAGCGAGGCGCCGUCGUUGGAGAAAGAGGCUGCUGCUCGCGAGACCCUUGCGGCCGUUCAGAGGUUCGAUGCGGAUGAUCGUGUGUUUGUGGUGGCGGCCCACGACACAAGUAUACAUGAAAUCCUGGAACUGUUCCCAGAAACGUCGAAUGACUGGAAAGCUAAAGAUCUGAAGAGGAAGGGUCGCUAUUCGUUCCUGGAGGAGCCGAAGCAGCAGGGACCUGAAGGCUCGGGAUCGGGAACAGCAUGAGCAUCGUGUGAUGCAUCUGGGACAAAGUCUAUUCAUAGGAUAUUG